This is a messenger RNA of Neltuma alba, 952 nucleotides long. RefSeq names its product protein ZINC INDUCED FACILITATOR 1-like. Gene Ontology annotation, biological process: regulation of stomatal closure. Gene Ontology annotation, molecular function: solute:potassium antiporter activity. The record is from RefSeq and is a predicted model, not a curated record. Lineage: Eukaryota; Viridiplantae; Streptophyta; Magnoliopsida; Fabales; Fabaceae. The transcript has 6 exons. The annotation marks the transcript as partial. Gene Ontology annotation, cellular component: plant-type vacuole membrane; plasma membrane.
AACUGGUUAGGUUUUAGUCUGUUGCUCUACCAAAUCUUCCUUUACCCAGCUGUGCAGAAAGUUUGUGGACCUGUGAGACUCACUCACAUUUCAGCGGCUAUAUCCAUACCUCUCCUACAAAUGUAUCCUUUCAUAGCAUUGUUACCUGGCUUUGCAAUGAACCUAUUGAUAACUAUUGCCUCUGUCCUUAAGUUUUGUCUCUCUGCAACCAUUAUUACUGGUUUCUUUAUCCUUCAAAACAGAGCAGUGGAACAACAGCAAAGAGGAGCUGCUAAUGGUAUUGCAAUGACUGGCAUGUCAAUUUCGAAAGCUGUUGGCCCUGCUGGAGGUGGUGCAGUAUUAACUUGGUCCCAAAAGCGGGUAAAUGCUUCUUUCCUCCCAGGUUCUCAUAUGGCAUUUUUUGUGCUGAACCUAGUAGAAGCACUUGGAGCGGCUAUGAUGUUCAAACCCUUCCUGGCUGAGAAGGAGGAAACAGCAUCAGAGCAGUUAGAAUGAUUUCAAUAACAUGCAGUUUAAGCUCGUAGAUUGAUUAAAGCAAUCAUCAUCAGACUUUUUUUCCAAGUCUGAAGGGGUAUCAGCAGAUAAUAACAUGCUGUUAAUGAAGUCUGAGGGGAUGAAAUGCGAGCAAUAAGAUCAGUGAGGCAAGAACGGAGAAAGAAAGCAAGCAGGAAAAAGAGAAAGAGAGAAAGAUCCAUGUGAUUUCUUUGGUUAAGAGCAGAGUCAUGGUGACUCUCUAGUUAUGUUGAGUCAUGAAUAAAAUCUAUUGUUGUAUAUUUAAUGGUUGCUUAUUCUAUGUGUAAUGUUUUGGAUAAUUGUUGUUUAUGUUGAAAUAACCUGGUCAUUGUACUAUUGACAUCUAUUUUGAGUGAAAUUUUGCAGCUCAAGUUGGAUAUGUGCUUUGUCAUAGACUACAGUUAUUGUAUGAGUGUAACUCAAUAUGCUAGGUCACAGC